GCAAUGAUGCGGAACACGUUCAUUAGCGCGACGCGGUCGACCGACUGCAGCGUCCCAGUGGAGCGACCGUUUUAUUUUUCGUGGUCAAUGGGCCAAGCAUGGCCAAGUUUCAAAACCCUCCUUGGGCAACAUCGGAACUUGCUCGCCGGGCGUGUGUGUCGGCUGAAAUGAAUCGGCGGGUGCCGGACACACAUAAUCGGCGUUUGUAAUUCGUAUUUGUAAUUCAUUCAUCUCGUUAGUGCGUGUUUAGCGUCAUUGUUUAUGCUCGCUUCAGUGGAACGCAGUGUUGCGUCUACGAGCAGGCCGUGUCUGUGCGUGGUGCCAGCGAAGGUGUGGCAUUGUGCAGUACGGUUGGUUUACCGGCCAACGUCGCUCUGUACAGAACAGAGAAGCACGGCUGUGUUAUGAGUGAAACUUGUUCUUGCGGCAGUCGGCGCGGCGGUACAUUUGGACUGCUGAUGGGCCCGGGACCGCGCUUGUUCGUCGAAGUUGUGGGCGCGACACCAUCGACAACUGUCACCAUGCCUGGACAGGAAGCAUAGAGUCGAAGCAACCAUGGCCUGUGAUGCACUCCAGGGAGCUCUGUGCCAGGAAGUGGAAUCCCUGGUGAACGAGUUCUUCCGUGACGGCACCAGCAACCAGCGAAAACAUGAAAUAGAGUGUCGUCUGUCUGAGCUCAGUCGGCGGGAGGGCAGCUGGCGACAGUGGCUGCAGCUGGUCUGCUGCCGCAAGGAGCCUGGACUGCUGGCCUUUGCCUUCUCUGCCCUCCAGGAUGCCAUUUCAGGGCACGGCCUGGACCUGUCCGCUCGUAGGCAACUCCGCAGCAGCCUGCAGCACCUGCUGCUGUCCUCACAGCAGCAGCCGGCGUUCGUGCGUAACAAGUUGUCAAAGCUGCUCGUGGACCUUGCUUGCGUCGACUGGCCACACAAUGAGCCAAGUUUCUUCGAUGACAUUGUGCAGCUGUGCCAGUCUGAAGAGUCACGGCCACUGGGGCUACUGCUGCUGCAGAUGACAUCGGAGGAAGUGGCGACUGCACCUCGCGGGAACUUGACCGCUGCCCGCCUCGACGAGCUGCGUCACUUAGUCAUACAGCAGAUGCCUCGCACCUGGGCAUUGAUUACAGGUGUGCUGAAGAGCAGCUCUGGUGACAGCGGGAACGCGCACCAGGCUCUUCGCUGCACCGAGCACCUGUUGAGCUGGUUGCCCCUGUCAGCUGUGGACCCCAAGCUCAUGGAUGCCCUCUGUUGCUGCUGUGCUGCCGCUGCAGCCUCGUCUUCACUGGAGGGCCAAGUACAGAUUGAUGCCGAGGAGCUGGGUGUCUUAUCUCUAAGCUGCCUGUGCGAGGCCCUGGCACGGGCUACGGCAGCUGACCUAGGAUCUGACUGCCUUCAACUGCUUCAGCAGUUUGCCGUCGGCGCCCUGCAGACUGUCACUUCUCCCACCUUUGCUGUCUCAGCGCAGAACAGCUACCUUGACAAGCUGAUCGAGUUCCUGCGCCUCUUCGUUGGGGCAAGCCUGCCCUGUUUCGAAGACAACAGUCCUGCACUUCUCCAGCUGCUGUCUCUCUUGUUUGACUACACCUUCCGAGAGUCAAGUGCAGAGCGGUACUGUGUGUGCCUGGAGAUGUGGGGCACCUUGCUGGCAAGGCUGGCGGCGCACCGGUCGGCCGACAAUUACCGGCCGCUGCUGCAGACGCUGGUGGCCCGGUUGUUGGCCCGCUGCUGCCAAGGAAAGGGCAGCGCAGCUGAGUCUUUGGUGGAACCCCAGCUGGCGUUGGUCUCGAAGGCAGCUGAACUGUCGCCCCAGGACAUUUGCACACAAGUGAUGGAGCUGCUGGAUCCAGAGCUCAGCCAUUACCAGUCACCACAUGGUGCCGCUGCGGUUGAACGAUUGCACAACCUAUCCGCCCUGCUGCAAGCUCUGGGGCGAUUGGCUCCUCAUCUAGACACCAACCUGGUGCACAUGACCACCACACGGUUGUGCCAGGCUGCCAUCUAUGGACGCCAGCUGCUUGCGAAUGCAGACGCUGUGCGAGUGGCUGACAUUGCAAAUGUGCAGGCACAGUUGUUGGCUUCCCUGCGAUUGCUGUGCGCUUAUUUGGGAAGCAAGGCCCCACCCACAGAACUCCUGGUGGAGGCCACUUUGCCUCCGAUCCUUGAACAGAGUCUCGAGAGUGUGUGUCAAGCUGCGUGUGGCCUGCUGCUCACCCUGAGCUCGAGUGUGCGGCCAGCGCAGCUUCUGUCGCUGGCACCGAUGCAGCGACUGUGUGAGCAGCUGUGCCAGGGGAGCCUUCGACCGCUGAGCCCCCAGUGUGAGCAGCUGGUGGUACAGGCAGCGCAUGCGGCCUUAUGCCUGCCUUGGUCACGAGUACCUGCUGCAGCCCAGUGCUGGGACCAGAGGGCCAUUGCGCAGAGCAGCCUGGUGAAUUCCCUGGCACGACCCUUGCUGCAGAACCAGCCACCAGGGGAGGCAGUGGAACAUAGCCUAAGGUUGCUGCGAGCCCUGGUGGAGGUGCUGGAAGGUGCGGGAAGCCGAUCGAAGCAGGUCGCGAGCACAGGUCUGGCUCCAGUAUGGCCCUUGCUUCUAGAGCGCCUGCCGCCCACCCUGCACAGCGGUGGGGAGGACCCGGUGUUGGGCACGCUGGCAUGCCUCGUGCGAGUGAUGGCAGCACAGCUUGGAACAAGCCGGGUAGGUCCCCUGCUCUCCGCCCUGGAGCAGCGGGUGUCCCAAGAGUCCGAGGACGCGAAGGCUGCCAGCGGGCUGGAGUGGCUGCUGGCACUCCUGCUGCCCCUGGUCCGGGAGCCGAGCCUGGGCGAGUUCCUGCCGGCCAUUCUGAGGCUCUGCCUGGACCAGGUCCAGCCACGACUUGCCCAGUGCCCCGAACUUGUGCCCGUGCUGGGGCCACCCCUGUUUGAGCUGCUGGAGCAGUGCCUGGUGUGCCACUGGCGCCGGUUCUUUCCCGGCGGCGUGGCAGCCCCCGAGGAUCUGCACAAUGGGCCCGAGUUCGGCCGCCUGCUGUCCGCCUACGGCUGGUCCCUGCGGAUGGGCGAACCUGGUCUCAUGCGCCAGAACUUGUUGGCCCUAUCGGCACUCAACCGCCGGUGUCGGCUCUUUCACAAGCUGGCCUUCCGGGAAUGCCUUCUGGCGCAGUUCGUGGAGGCUCUGCUUAACUGCCUGGUGUCAUCACCUGUGCGCGAUCUGCUCAGGGACGAGUUUCAGCAGCUGCUGUUCGAGCUGGCUGCCGUGGAUUUCGAGGCCUUCUACGGCCGCCUGCUGCCGGCCCUGAUCCCGCCCGAGCCACUGGCGGGACUCGCCUGGGAGCGGGACCUUCCUUCUUUCUCUCGACAGAUGGAGCGCCUCAUCGGUGACUUGCGGCGUGCCGCUGGCUGAUAAAGGCGUUCCAUGGUCGAGCGACUUCCCACGUCAACGGCUCCAACGUCGAUGGAGUCGGUCCAGGCAACUGACCAAGUGAUCACGGCACUUUGAUGUUGUCUGUGGCCAAAUCGGGUGCAGCAGUACACUGCGACGCUUCUCAGCCUGUGCUUAGUGUCACGUGAAGAUCAGCGUUGCAUUGCUGGCUUUUUCCUGAUCAACCCCUCAAAUUUCGGUGAUACCUCCGAGCUGUGUGUAAAUCUGACUUAGUGUACUGCAAAGUAUGCCAGUGAGUUCACUGCCACGUGAAUGAAGAACUUCUAUAUAUCUGGAGUACAGAUGAACAGUACCAGUGACACAGUUUUAAGAACCCGAGUGUGCCUGGCCUGCCGUGCAGCGUAUUACGUGCCUUCUGGUUAUAAAAUUCAUUAUGGCGUGUUUCGUAACGAGUCAUGCAAGUUGGUUUGAAGCACUCGUUCUUGAGCUACCAUUUGUAUUUGCUGAAGAACAUGGUUACCGCCCGUGUCGUUGAUCUUGUUUCUUAGCCAUUGUGUUGUUUGAUUAUUAUUAUUAAUGUUAUUAUUAUUGUUGAGUAGUAAACUUGUUGAUUUGUGAUUUCGAGACCUGCUGCACGUGUUCAAAAGCAAAAGUGGCUACAAUAUUUGUAUUUUGAGCGGCAGUAAGAGGCUUUACUUCAUGCACGUGUGGUCACGGUGAAGAUUUGCCAUUGUGCCAACCUUUUUAUGUCAGCAAAACUUGAAGUUAUUGCAAGUUCUUCAAAGUGCACGCCAUAUCAUAUAUUGCAAGUAUAUAUGAUAUAUCAUAUCACAUACAGUUAAACCUCGAUAUAACAAACUUCAGUGCAACGAAAUUCUUGAUAUAACGAAGUAUUUAAUAUUUUGUAGCUUCUUGUCCAUAGAAUGCCAUCUAUUGGAAACCUCUAUAUAACGGAGUGUGUUUAUGCAUAAUUUCAAUAUAAAAAAAUUUCACUGCUGCCGCGAAGAAAUGCCGAGACAAUAAAUGGAAACUACCGCCGAUGAAGAUGGUCAAAUAGUUUAAUUAAAAGCGGCUAACGCACCUCUCAUAUCGUGUGCCGAGCGACCAAAAGCAACCGCCGAAGCGGAGCAGCAUCAUAUUCUGUAUAAAGUAAAAGUGUGAUAAGAUCAUAUUGCACCCUUUGCGCUCUAUGCUUUGGUUGCGAGUGAAAGCAUAUGAGCAUGAGCCGAGAAGGAUGGUGGCUUGAUGAGUGCAGCCUUCCCGUGUGAGUAAGGGGAAAAGGGGCUGAGGGGGUGGGAGUUCACUUGCAGUAACACCAUCAAAUGUGCGCGCAGAUGGGAGGGAGGGAGUUGGGCCAGUCGCACAGCCGUUUAUGCGCACGGCUGUCAGCACGGCUGAGGGCAUACAUAGCCCACGCACCCUCCUAUAGAGAUAACCUGCGACGUGUGCAAAGAGUGGGCGUGGUGAGAUGGCGUGGCAUCAUGUGCGCUGUCUUCCCACACGUUUAGUUCUGGAGGUUCCGUAAUCUCGAGUUUCGGAGGUGCGUUGAAGCGACAAGCAGACGAAGCAUUCGCUCUCCGCUGCCUGCACUUUUCCUGAUAGCGUCGUCCCGCUGCGGGUGACACUGUCAACCACAGAGGCGGAAUGGAUGCGAAAGCGUCGCUGGCUUUGCUUUGUAUCGCCGAUGUGAACAUAUUGUCAACAGUGCAUGAAGCCGCACACUUUGUCACCGACUGUCAAAUUCAACGAACGGAAUUUUUUUUCUCACUCAACUUUGCUUUUUUACGAUUGACCGAUUACUAGUCGGAAAAAUUUGCAGCCCCUUCCAUGUAAGGAAAAUCCAUCGGUGACUGUACUUUGCGUUUAAGGUUGAUUUUCAAUAGAAAGAAAUUUCGAUAUAACAAAGCAAAUUGCCGAUUUUACCGACUUUGUUAUAUCGAGGUUUAACUGGUGCCAGUUACAUUUUCUCAGGAUGUGGAAAUGCUAGCUUAACCAUAUUUCACCAUCAGCAGCCUGCCUCAUGUUUGUUUUUUUGUCACUGUGCUACAGCUGGUGGAAUGCAAGUUGAUUGGCGCUACAUAUGCUGUUGUGAUUUGAGACGAAAUUGUUUGAUGUGCUCACAAAACUUCGGAAACUUCUUGCAACUAUACUUCAUAUUGAUUACUCUAUAGAUUCAUUCAGCAUCUGCACCUCUUUUAUCAAGAUAUCAAUUGGUAAAGCAUCAAUUUCUUCUCUCUCCUUUCUUUUAUUUAUUACGACAAUUUUAUAAAUAAUUGGCCUUUUUGUUUUCAAGCAGUUAAACCACCGCACAACCAUGUAUAUGUUUAAAAGCAUAACUUUGUUGGCUACAAAAUGCACCAGCUAUGCUCAAAGUAACGUUUUAACAUUGACAGCUAAGUGAGCUCGUGCUUUGGUGUACUGUCUCUGAUGUCGUUGUCCUAAUUUUUGUACUGUUCUUCCGCCAUGAAUUCAACAUGAACUGAUCCUAAUUUUUAUUUGUUGCUUUUUUUCCCUUGCAAGUGGAUGGCUUUAACUUGCUAAUGUACUAGUGUGGCUCUAGCUUUUCUUUAAAGGUGGAAGUGUGGAUUACGCAUGGUUCUUUACAUUAUAUUGAGUCAAAGGUUCUUGCAUUUCUGAAGUGUGUGCAUGCCUGAAUGUGCACGUGCAUGUCUGAAGCAUCCUAAAUGUGUCAUGUUUGACGAGAUAUGUCAGCGAACACUUGUAGAAACGCGAAACUUUAUUUGGGAAUUGCACGCACACAUUUGAAAUGAUCUGGGAAGUGCUGUGUGUUUGAUCAUGGAUGUGAAGUUGUGGUGCAUAGGUGUAACAAGACACCAACGGAGAAACACAGAUCGUAGACUCAGGUUCGUGCAGCGCAACUUCAAAUUCAUGAUGAAUAGUCAAAUAGACUUCACACAACCUUUCAAUAUGUGUACGUGUUUGUUAUCACAAUAGCCUUUGCACAAGCUUAGGAAAUUGACCAUAGUUGUCAGGAAGGCUAGCCAACUGCCCUCAAGAGCCAGAAUGGAAAUUUCUAGACUAUUAGUGAACCAGCAGUGGCUACUUUCACAAAUUCCUUCUCUGCAGUUGUGUAUCAGCGUCAGUUCUUCAAUAAUGUUUGUGGCACGAUUCACUAGGGUUUUUGUGAACUUUGUGUCCAGAACUCUAGAGGUUGUGUACUACAUGGUCACUGUAGUGAAGAGCGUUAGUACAACACAGACAUACUACUGUUAAUGUGUUCCUGUGUAGAUAUGAAGUUGCACUGCACGUGGAGGCAUCUGGUGGAGAACUGCUGAACCAAAAUGUUCUAUACCAAAUAUUCUGAAUUGAGCUGUUGCUGCAGUGUCAUUACAACACCAUGCUUUAGUCGUACACUGCCAAUAGAGAGACAUCCUGUGGAUAUGCGCUAAAGCAAAAGUGCUAAGCCAUGGCCUCCGAGAUUUUCGUGCACCGGCAGGUUUCUCAGCCAGUACACGCACAUCUCGGAGGCCAUGGCCCGACCAAAUUGUUGCAGGACUACUGUUUCAGUGCAGUUUCAUUCGUGGUGUAUUACCGUGCAGAAAAUUGUCUGACAAUUAGCAGACAUUUCUGUACGUUUGAAUGCAGCAGCUGCAAGGCAUGUGAUUACCAUGCUAUUUGUACAGCUGAAAUGGGUACGUUUUGGGGGUUAUACACUCUUAAACAAAUAUACACCCUUUGGGGUGUAUAUUUGCCACGCAACAAUAAUCUUCAUCUGUCUUGCUUGCGUUUCCUUACUUGAAAACACUGCGCUCGCUACUUUCCUGUGGAGAAUGCUCUGUCAUGUUGAUAACGGGUAUGUCGUUCGUGACUUAGAAGUACUAGGCUCGUCGCGUUAAAGAAAGGAAAUGCUUACAAGACAGAUGACAAUUAUUGUUGUUUGGCAAAAGGGUGUAAUUUUGCUUAAGAGUGUAUGCCAGUCAUGCUGGCCACUUUCAAUCGGAAUCAAGCCCAAUUGGCUCCUUUGUGCAAGCUCCAGAAGGGAGCCAAUCGCAACGAAAUUCAAUUCCGAUAGGGCUUGAUCGCACUUGAAAGUGCCUGUGUGACGCCUGUAUUAGACUCUCUUUUAGACAGCUGCAGCUUGGUGGGAAAUCUACAUAAGUGACUAUGUUGCCUUUAGAGAUGCUUUUUCACCAUGGGGAUUGACCAGGCCUGAAUUGCGCUAUGUAAAGCAUGUCUGCCCUGCUGAGUUUUGCUUGUGCAACUGCUCCAUGAGAUGUCACUAGGAGCAUUUUGCUUUCCAAUAUGUGGAGAUCAAGUCAAGGCAAUCCAGGGUUUUGCUGGUUUCUAUGUGCUGGUCUGAGCCACUUGUUUCUCAGCAAACACAAAUUGCACAGCAGAACUGAUGAUGUUGGCACUUGACCAAAAUAUUUGUGUUGUUUGAGUAAAAUAGUAUUUAUCUGUUGAUGUGCAAAUAUUUUAUAAGCACUGUGUUUGUGAGCAGCAGUUUGUAUUGUGGAUGCCUUUCACAGCUACAUAAACCAUUUUAAUGUUUGCA
Molecule: messenger RNA, 7885 nt
Organism: Dermacentor albipictus
Lineage: Eukaryota; Metazoa; Arthropoda; Arachnida; Ixodida; Ixodidae
Gene: ebo
Product: ellipsoid body open
Biological process (GO): protein export from nucleus
Molecular function (GO): nuclear export signal receptor activity
Source: RefSeq, a predicted model, not a curated record